Molecule: messenger RNA, 2628 nt
Organism: Cavia porcellus (domestic guinea pig)
Lineage: Eukaryota; Metazoa; Chordata; Mammalia; Rodentia; Caviidae
Gene: Adgrg7
Product: adhesion G protein-coupled receptor G7
Exons: 17
Coding region: 250-2592 (780 amino acids)
Biological process (GO): G protein-coupled receptor signaling pathway; cell surface receptor signaling pathway
Cellular component (GO): membrane
Molecular function (GO): G protein-coupled receptor activity
Source: RefSeq, a predicted model, not a curated record
UUUUCAGAUUCUCUUUAGGUGAAGGAUGAGAACACUGUAAUCAGAAUCUGCGCCUGUUACUAGGUGAUUUGAACUGCGUUCUGUUGGAUUAACCUCAAAACUUCUGAAACGCAAGGAUACCUGCCUGAUACAUCACUGAAAGGGGAGAUUUUUUUUGUUUUAAAACAGAAUUUGAUUAAAUUUCUUGGCUAAGAAGAAGCAAAGCUAGCUGCGUUUCACCAAGGAGUGGAUUUGUGAUUUGGCUUCACCAUGGCUGUCUGCAGCACCUGUAACAUCAGAGUGCUGGUGGUGAUUGUGUGUGGGCUGCUGACGGUCAUCAUUUCGGGAUUAACCAUCUGGAGGACAGUGGUAAAGAUCCGAGGAGGAAAAAAUGAUGCCACAUCAGACACCUCUGUAGAAUUCUGCAAGAAUGGUGGAACCUGGGCAAAUGGCAGGUGCACUUGUACAGAAGAGUGGAAAGGGCUGAGAUGUACAAUUGCUAAUUUCUGUGAAAAUAGUACCUAUAAGAAUUUUACUUUUAAUAGAAUUCCAGUGGGCAGAUAUGGACCUUCUUUGGAAACAUGUGACAAGAAUACUUUAAAUGCUGGAAAUCCAAUAGCAAUCAGGCUGUGCAAUCUCUCUCUCUACGGAGAGAUGCAACUAGAAAAUGCGACAAUAGGAAAUUGCAAUCAAAAUCUGGCAACCCUGGAACAGCAGAUAGACAAUAUUGCAAUAGACUCUAAGAAUAUUUCUACUGAAGCCCAGAUUUUAACAUCUGAUGCCAGUAAGUUAACUCCUGAGAAUAUCAUUUCUGCUACUAACGUAGUUGGACAGAUCUUCAAUGAAUCCAGAAAUGCUGAUGCAGAGGCGAAAAAAACUGCUGUAACAACAUUGAGCCAACUUCUGGAUGCCAGUGAAAAUGUUUUUCAAACAGCUGCUGCUACUAAUAACAGUGACACUUUUGCAAUGCUUAUUGAACAAAUAGAGAAUUAUUCCUUGACUUUGGGCAAUGAGCUAAUAGAGGAACCUAAUGUAGCAAUACGAUCUGUUAAUCUAACAUCCACAAGUGUUCGCUUCUCUGUUGAGAAAAGAGACAGUGAUGGUCUAGUUUCUUAUUCAACACAUGAAGAAGCAAACGUGGACGGACUUAAUCCACAUAAAGAAACUGAACUUCAGAUUUUAGUCAAUACCAACACAAAUAACAAUGCAUGUGGCUUUGUAGUGUAUCAAAACAACAAGCUUUUUCAAUCAAAAACUUUUAUAAGUAGGUCAGAUUUCAGUCAAAAAAUUAUAUCAGCCAAAGUGAAAGAUCAGAGUGCUUCUGUUAAAAUGGUCUUUAGUCCUAAGUACAACCAAAGAGAAUUUCAGUUCAAUUCCUAUGCCUGUGUCUACUGGAAUUUUGUAAAAAAAGACUGGGACACCUAUGGCUGUUUUAAAGACCAGACCAUUGAGAAUUUCCUGGGCUGCCACUGCAACCAUACUACGAAUUUUGCUGUAUUAAUGACUUUCAAAAAGAAUUGUAAAUAUGCUGAACCAUUAGAUGUGUUAUCCCUUAUUGGAUGUGCACUGUCUAUAGCUGGACUGGCUCUCACAAUCAUAUUUCAGAUUUUUACCAGGAAAGUCAGAAAAACCUCAGUAACCUGGGUGCUGGUCAGUCUGUGUGCAUCAAUGUUGAUUUUCAACCUUCUCUUUGUGUUUGGAAUUGAAAACUCCAAUAAGAAUUUGAAGGCAAAUGAUCGUAGUACAAAUACUGACUCUGAUAAUAAUCAAAUGCCCACAGAUGGCAUUGUUUGCAUCCUGAAUCCAGCCUGCACUGCAAUUGCUGCCUUACUGCACUAUUUUCUGUUAGCGACAUUUAUGUGGCAUGGACUCAGUGCCCUACAGAUCUAUUUCCUUCUAAUUAGGACCAUGAAGGCUUUUCCUCAACAUUUCAUCCUUUUUGUCACAGUAGUUGGAUGGGGAGUCCUACUUAUAAUAGUGGGUGUCACAAUGCUAACUGUCCAUUUUCAGAGUUAUUCAUGCUGGGAAUUACAGUAUCGGCAAGAAGAAAUCUGCUGGCUGGCAAUAUCAAAUGACAAUAAUUUUAUGACAAAUUCAUUUUUAUGGUCAUUCAUGAUUCCUAUAACCAUUAUCCUCAUCGGUAAUAUUGUUACAUUUGGCAUAAUCGUGGUCAAAGUGCUGUGGAAGAAUAACCCGAAUCUGACCAGCACAAAAAGGAUUUCAACCCUAAGGAAAAUUAUUGGCACACUUUCCAUGGCAGUUGUUUUGGGAAUUACCUGGAUUUUGGCAUACUUUAUGCUAAUUAGUAAUGAUAACAUAAGAAAUGUCUUCAGUAUCCUAUUCUGCAUUUUCAACACUACUCAGGGUCUGCAGAUUUUUAUUUUCUACACAGUUAGAACAAAAAUCUUCCAGAGUGAGGCGUCCAAAAUAUUGAAGUCACUCUUCUCAUCCAUUGGAAAAAUGAAGCUACAGCCUCCACUGUCACCAAGGAUACAUUUAAGAAUGUAUAAUUUGAUUAGAUCCUUGCCAUCCAUACGUGAACGCUUUAUGUUCCUGGAGCCAUCUGUUGAGACUGAGGAAAUGAUACUGACUGAAAGUGACAAAGAAAACUGAAGCAUCUAAACAGUAAAACUGUUACCUACUACGAUC